AUGGCGCAGGAGGUGAUGUACCGGGUGACGUCGCAGGCCACCGGGCCUAAGGCCUCGACGGUGGCCAUCUUGCUGGGCACCUACGCGGAGCAAGGCGAGAACCAUGGGAGGCCGACGUACCAGAAGACGGAGCCGAUCCCCGGGCACCCCGACCUGAAGGUCUUCAUCUACUUCUGGGACACCCGCGACGGGCUGGAGAACUCUGGCUGGUGGUUCGGGGACUCCGUCGGCGGGACGCUGGUGUGGGCGCGGGCGCCGCUGCUCGCGCAGAUGGUGCCGCCCGUGGGCUGGAAGGUGCCCUGGGACGCUCCUGCGCCCGAGCCGGGAGUCCUGAGCGUGCAGAGGGAUUUGGCGGUCGUGCGGGGCGCCGCGGCCUUCGCGCCCAAGGCGCGCCCGCUCACCGCGGCCGCCCACGGCCUCGCCCCGCCGAACGUCGUCGGGAGCCUCCUGGCGGCCGCGAUGCAGCAGGCACCCCAGCAGGAGGGCCAGAAGGCUGGCACCGUGUACGUCGCCGGCCUCCCCAGCGACGCCACGGAGGAGGAGCUGGCCGCGCUGUUCAGCAACGUCGGCGCCGUGGAGGCCGUGCAGAUCUACCGCGACGAGUCCUCGGGCCUGCCCCUGGGGCACGGCUUCUGCGACUUCUACGACGCGUCGCACGCGCUGCUGGCGGUGCAGCAGCUGCAAGGCUCCGAGUACCGGGGCAGCCGGCUGUCCCUCGACCGGCAGGACCCCCGCGCGGAGGCGGAGGAGCCCAGCGGCACAGGUUGGUCCACAUUCCUGAACGGGUCGCCUGCCAUCCUUAGAGUGACAAAGAGUGAGCGCUUCAAUAUCAUGGGCUGUGAGAGUAUCCGGGCCGAGACGCUGGCUCGAGCUACGGGCACGACAGUCAGCACCAAGGAGGCUUGUGGCAACCACAGGCCGAGCUGCCCCCGAGGGAGUUUCCUGCAGCGGGCUCGCGCCGAGUCUGUCGGCGCAGCGGCGGCGCUGGCGCGGCGCGUCCUCGAGGGCGCAGGCGUGCCCGCACCUGGUAUCCGCGGCAGCGGAGAUAUCCCGACGGCGCAUGUACGCGAACUGCUGGAGGCCGUGCUCGUUGGGCGGGACCUGGGCGUCAACGGGCAGCAUGCCGAGCCUGGGCUACGCCUCGCACAGCGCCGCUGCCACAAGGGCUGCGCGCUCGUGGCUGCCAGCGGGCGCGAGCUCGACGACGGCUCCACGCUGUGGGACGCUGGCGUCGCGGACGCCGGCACGAUCCGGAUCGUCCAGUCGGUGCCCACGGUGCCCAUGUACAGCGACGACGAGUCCGUGUCGGGCGCGGCGGACACCGGAGGACUGCGGGGGGCGGUGCAGCGCGUGCGCCUCGCGGGCAGAGGUGUCGGCCGCCUGAGCCGGUCGGCGGCCACCGGGCCCGCCGUGCUGGUGACGGUGGCCUUCGCGCUGGCGGUCGCCUUCAUAGGUCUCGUCGUGGGGCUUUCCGCGCUGCAGGAGCUGCGCGGGCUGCGCAACACGCUGUCGGGCCGCACGGGCGACCCCGAGGAGGACGGCGCGGUGCUGCCGAGCGCCUCGGGGCGCCUGCGGGUGGACCUGGAGAGGCUGCGGUCCUCCAUGCCGCCGGCGCCGGCGCCGUCGCCGCGGCGCGACGUGCUGUGGACCUACCGGAAAUUUGCCGCGAGCCCGGCCGCCAGCUCCGACGGCGGUUGCGACGACGAGGAGAAGAAGCGAGGGCCUCCGCUGGAUCAGCUGCCCUACCAGCGGAAGUUCCUCUUCCUCCAGCGGGCCCACCGCACCUUGGAGGACCGGCUCCACGCGCUCUUCCUGGACGCGCCCGACGGCGCCGGGGAGCUGCGAGUGGCGCUGGGGCGGGUGGUAGGGCGCAGCUCGGGGCGCGAGGUGGCGCUGCCGGUCGCCGGCGAGGCGCUGCUGGACGGGCAGGACCACGAGUUCGCGCCCGCGCUCUCCACCGAGGCCAGCGGCGCGCUGCAGGCCGCGCUGGACGCGGCGCUGGCGCGGUGGCAGGCGGAGGACGCGGCCCGGCGGCGCUGGGCCGCGGUGGCGGUCGAGGAGCGCACGCGCAGGCACGCGGAGGUCGGCGAGUCCCUGACGGUGUACCAGCCCGAGGGCAGCUGGCACUACCAGGAGGCGUAG
Molecule: messenger RNA, 2142 nt
Organism: Prorocentrum cordatum
Lineage: Eukaryota; Dinophyceae; Prorocentrales; Prorocentraceae
Source: the annotation of a GenBank genome assembly